AGAGAAGUGUACGGUUUUUCUGACUUAUCGAACAAACGAAUACGAAUUGACGCUAGACCAUCGCUGACACACAAUUAACUUAUUGCCCCUGGAAGUCUUUUUACAGAAACACAGCUUCCCUAUCGUUAAAUGUCACGACACGCCACUGAUUUGAACACAGUAAAAAUAAAGAAAAAAUGAAAAUAAUUAUAAAAGACAAUUGUACUGUACGAACACAUCUCUAUAGUUAAUCAAAAAGAUAGAAUAAAUAACAACACAGGACGAGAAAUACACCAAUCAUGGAAUAGCAUCAUCUAAUAGAGAGAGAAAGUAUAAAAGGAGAAAUGAAGUGGGGUUAAAUUCAAUCUUCAUUAUUUUUAAUUAAUUAUAUUGUUUUAAAAGCGGGAAUAUGUUUGGAUUGAUAUUAAUGAAUAUUGCAUUAAAUAUUGUCGGUUUCGUGGAGGUACUUAAAAAUCCAGAAAUUGUAAGUUUUAAAUUAUUUUAUUGUCAGGAAUUUUUAUGAUUUUUCUAAAUAAAUAAUUUUGUAGGAAUUUUAAAUUGAAAUUUUUUAGAGAUUGUCGACGGUAAACUUACACUUACUGACCGGUUCGAAACACAAAGAUAUCGUGUAUGUGUUCAGAUGCUAAAUAAAGAUAGUUUUUCUUUGUUUACUUAAUUUGCAGAACCAGUUAUCCAGUAUAAUAAGUCUUAAUAAUAGAUAAGUCCUAAUUGACGUUUUGGUUUAAGUUAAUUUCAGUACCCCUUAGUCACAUUUUUAUUCGUCUAUAAAUCUUUUAUCAGUGGUUACCAAAAUAAGUUAAUAUAUUUGGAAAAUUAUUGCUAACUUUAGCUUUACAUUAAGAGUUAGUUUCGACUUCGAUAAUUAAUAGAAUCAAUACAAUUUAUUAAUCUAACGUAAUGAUGUACAAUCUUGAUUAAAGAAGAGAAUUUCUUUGCUGAUUACAUUACAAGGAAAACACAAAAGGAAGAUUUUUUACAAAUCACAAGUCGAGAUUUUAGCAGAUAUUUUUUUCAUAUGGAAAGAAAUUUAAUGUGUGUAAAUACAUAUACUUUAAUAAGGAAUAUUAACUGGAAUCUCUUUCUUUUUCAGGUUUUCGAUAAAGGUUUACUUUUCUGGGGCAAAAUGUCGAAGAAUUUUCAGAAGAAUUAGUUUUAGUUUUAACAUAUUUAAUAUGAUGUAGAUAGUAAUGUUUUAAUCCCAUUUUCAUAUCUCGUUUUACAGAGCUUUUUGUUAUUUACAGAUGCACCAUCCCCCAAUUAAGAGCAUGUCUAGUAAGAGCUGAAGAAUGUGUUAAACUUAUGUUUACGGACGACCAAAACUGCAACCAGUCAUAAGAAAUCAUACAAGAAUGCAUCAAAGAAGAAAGUAUAUUUCAUGCAAAGGACGAAAAGCAGAAAAUUAAAUGAAGAUGAUUAUCUAUAUAUUUUUGUUGCAAACAGCAUAUAAAUUGUUUAUAGAAAAAUAAACUGUAUAAAUGACAUUAAUUUGUGACAGUAUUUAUGCCUGUUGGAUUAAAUAAUCAUAAGUCAAGUAAUUGGAGGUAUCGAUGUGGUAGUUGCAAGAAAGAAUUCGCUUCGAAGUCCAAUUUAAAAUGUCAUCAAAGGAUUCACACCGGAGAACGGCUCUUUUGCAAAUUCUGUAAUCGUCAGUUCAUCCAUCCCAGCAGUUUAUGGUACCACGUCAAGACUCACACAGGGGAGAAACCCUUUAGCUGUGAUCAUUGCAAACGAAGUUUUACACAGAAAGGAAAUCUGGUUGAACAUCUGCGAACUCACACAGGGGAGAAACCCUUUACCUGUGAUCAUUGUAAACGGAGUUUUGCACUGAAAAGAUAUCUGAUUGAACAUCUGCGAACUCACACAGGGGAGAAACUCUUUACCUGUGAUUAUUGCAAACGGAGUUUUGCAAAGAGGGGAAAUCUGAUUCAGCAUCUCCGAGUUCAUACAGGGGAAAAGCCAUUUUCGUGUAAUUAUUGCUUACAAAAGUUCCGUUUUCAAUCUAAUUUAAAGCAUCAUAUUUGUGUGGAAACAACCAAUUUUGCGAUGCAUUUCGAAGAUUAUCAUGAACACGUUUUUCGCAAGAAGGUGAAAGUUGUAAAUCGUCCUUCUACCUCACAUAGUCAAUCUGACCACAUGGUAGUCGUGGAAGUGAAAGGUAACAGUAGGCCUAACUGUGCUGCUUCUACCUCUUCACAGUCGUCACAAAUAAGUGUCAUCGAUUCGUUUUCCCUGAUUUCAUUUUACAGUGAUUUGAUGAUGUAUGGAAUUUUCGUUCUCGUGGACUGUGGUUCAAACAUUGAGAAGAGAAAGAAUGGGAAGUAUGAAUGUGACAGUUGCAAGAAAAUAUUCAUUUCGAAGCGAGGAUUUGUAUGUCAUCGAAGGAUUCACAGUGGAGAAGGACUCUUGUCUUGCGAAUUCUGUAAUCGUCAGUUCACUCAAUCCAGCAAUCUUCGUACCCACGUCAACACUCACACCGGAGAAAAACCCUUUACCUGUGAUCAUUGCAAACGGAGUUUUACACAGAAAGGGACUCUGAUUGAACAUCUGCGGACUCACUCAGGGGAGAAACCCUUCACCUGUGAUCAUUGCAAACGGAGUUUUACACAGAAAGGGACUCUGAUUGAACAUCUGCGGACUCACUCAGGGGAGAAACCCUUCACUUGUGAUCAUUGCAAACGGAGUUUUGCACACAAAGGACAUUUGAUUCGGCAUCUCCGAGUGCAUGCAGGGGAAAAGCCAUUUUCGUGUACUUAUUGCUUACAAAAUUUUACACAGAAAGGGACUCUGAUUGAACAUCUGCGGACUCACUCAGGGGAGAAACCCUUCACUUGUGAUCAUUGCAAACGGAGUUUUGCACACAAAGGACAUUUGAUUCGGCAUCUCCGAGUGCAUGCAGGGGAAAAGCCAUUUUCGUGUACUUAUUGCUUACAAAAGUUCAGUUUUAAAUGUAAUUUAAAUAAUCAUAUUAUCAAAUGUCAUAAUAAUAAUGAAUAACGCUCUUCGUUAUGAAGGAAAAU
Molecule: messenger RNA, 3017 nt
Organism: Centruroides sculpturatus (bark scorpion)
Lineage: Eukaryota; Metazoa; Arthropoda; Arachnida; Scorpiones; Buthidae
Product: gastrula zinc finger protein XlCGF57.1-like
Exons: 6
Coding region: 1501-2994 (497 amino acids)
Biological process (GO): regulation of transcription by RNA polymerase II
Molecular function (GO): RNA polymerase II cis-regulatory region sequence-specific DNA binding; DNA-binding transcription factor activity
Source: RefSeq, a predicted model, not a curated record